AUGGACACCGAGUCCACCCACUCUGGCUACUCCAACAGAUCCAACAGACAUGGGGAGCAGAGGCGGCGUGAGCGGCGUAAGCUCAGCAGUAAGGACAGCAGCCGGUCAGAGAGGUCUGUAAUCAUCAACAGCCCCUACGGGCCCACUCAGGCCUCCCCCAACCACAACAGCGAGCCCCUGCUAGAAGUCCCCACCUCCGUGGCUGGAGACGAGGCUCCAAGCCUCCAGGAUGAUAACUGGGGGGAAACCACCACGGCGGUGACUGGCACCUCAGAGCUUAGUCUAUCCCAGGAGGAGGUGGUUGGUCUGGGGAAGAGGUCGGAGGACGGCCUGGGGCAGGGCUGUCGGCACUACGCUUCCCUAGCUCUGGGCCUCUGUGUGGGGCUACUGGUCCUGGCCACCCCCCUGGCCUUCCUGGUCCUCCCGGCGGUGCUGUGGCCGGCCAGGCUGCAGGCCUGUGGCUCAGCCUGCGAGGGCCUCUUCCUCUCUGUGUCCUGUAAACUUCUCAUCCUUCUGCUAGCUGUGUGGGCGAUCUUCCUGCGCCAGGCCCGUGCCAGCCUGCCCAGGGUGUGUGUGUACCGAGCCCUCCUGGCCAUUCUCACACUGCUGCUCACAAUCUCCUACUGGCUGUUCUAUGGGGUCCGCAUCCUCGACUCACAGGAUGAGGACUACCAGGGUAUCGUCCAGUUUGCUGUGUCUCUGGUGGACUCUCUGCUGUUUGUCCACUACCUGGCCAUUGUUCUGCUGGAGCUCAGACAGCUCCAGCCCUGCUACAGCCUGUGUGUUAUACGCUCCACUGACGGAGAGACACGCUACUACAACCUGGGACAGCUCAGUAUUCAGAGGGCAGCUCUGUCUCUGCUGGAGUUCUACUACAGGGACUUCCCUGUCCAUAACCCUGCCCUUCUCUCCGCCUCCAAGCACCGUGCCGCCAAGCACCUGGCCGGCCUCAAGGUCUACACCGUGGACGGCCCAGUGAACCCGGUGGGGGGUCAGUCGCGUGCCAUGAUCUCUGCAGCAGCCAGGCGCAGAGACGCCACUCACAACGAACUAUACUACGAAGAGGCCGACCAUGACCGACGGGUCCGCAAACGCAGAGCCAGGCUGGUGGUGGCUGUGGAGGAGGCCUUCAUGCAUGUGAGGCGGAUGCAGCAGGAGGAGCAGAAAGCAUCCCCUGGGGAUGUGAUGGACGUACGGGAGGCGGCCCUGGCCAUCUUCCCCUCCAUGGCCCGUGCCCUGCAGAAAUACCUCCGAACCACCAGGAGGCAGCACUGCCACAGCAUGGAGAGCAUCCAGAGACACUUGGCCUUCUGCCUCACACACAACAUGAGCCCCAAGGCAUUCCUGGAGGCCUACCUGUCCCCUGGUCCUACGCUACAGUACGGUCGAGAGCGCUGGAUGGCCGGUCAGUGGACUCUGGUCAGCGAGGCUGCGGUCACCAGCGGUCUAAAGGAGCACACAGCCUUCUCACUGAGGUGUCUAGACUUCAGCCUAGCGGUAACAGUCAAGUCCAUCCCCUACAUUCAAAUGACCGAGGAGUACGUCGAUCCUAAGUCACACAAGUUUACCCUGAGUCUCCAAUCUGAAACAUCAGUCUAA
Messenger RNA from Salvelinus namaycush (lake trout), 1599 nucleotides. RefSeq names its product vang-like protein 1. Gene Ontology annotation, biological process: multicellular organism development. Lineage: Eukaryota; Metazoa; Chordata; Actinopteri; Salmoniformes; Salmonidae. Gene Ontology annotation, cellular component: plasma membrane. The coding region runs from base 1 to 1599 and encodes 532 amino acids. The transcript is spliced from 9 exons. The record is from RefSeq and is a predicted model, not a curated record.